AGUCUCAACUCAAGACUCAGUCCAUCUUUCUGUCCCCAACUCGAAACCUUCGAAGUCCAUCGUUCACCAACAUCAACAUGCUUCCUCCUCCUCUCUGACUCCGUCACCACAAGCUCUCUUCCCAGAAUUCCCCCUUCCCUUCUCCCCAUCUCCAUACCCAAUAUAUUUAUUAAUAUUCAAAAGGCCUAAAAGUCAAGAAAAACGAAGAAGUUCGAGAAUUUCAGAGAGCUAGAGAGAUAGACCUGAUCGAUGGUUGGCAAUGGUAAACACAAGUGGAAGAUCUCGUUUCACCGCCCAAGCUCCAACUCCAAGAUGGAUCCCAAACAGCCCAGCAAGGAUUUCAUCUGCCCCGUUUCCGGGUCCCUCAUGUACGACCCCGUCGUCGUUUCUUCCGGUCAAACCUUCGAGCGAGUUUCCGUACAAGUCUGCCGGGAUAUUGGGUACUCACCGAUGCUCGAAGAUGGGUCUCGACCUGAUUUCACCACCGUGAUCCAGAAUUUGGCCAUCAGAUCCACCAUCCUCAACUGGUGCAGGAGUUCGGGUACGGAGCUCCCUCGUCCGCCGGAUUAUCGCUCCGUGGAGCGGAUUGUACGCGCGGCUAUGGCUGAGGAUGGGCAUUCGGGUUCCGAGUUUGGGGUUUCGGAUAGGGAGUUGCUCAAGGGCGUGGCGGAUAAACCGCCGGUUAUUUUCUCUCACGCGGCGACCGAGUUGGGUCACCGAGUCAACCACUUCUAUUCGACAUCUUCGGAAGAGCCGGUCACCAUCGCGGCGAGUCCGGCCACUCCUUUGCCUCUCACAACUCGGCCUGCGUGCUUCUCGUCCCCUUGUUCUUCAUCCGAAAUCGUGGAAAACGAAAGCCAAACUCUAAACCCUGAUUCUUCGACUCCCGAAGAGGAACAAUACCUCGCGAAGCUGAUGAGUCCCCAGGUGUUCGAGCAAGAAGAAGCUGUGGUUUCACUAAGAAAGCUCACAAGGAUCAGAGAGGAUCUCAGGGUUUCUCUCUGUAAUGCUCGUAUUCUCUCCGCCAUCCGACCGUUGAUCUCAUCCAAAUACGCCACCGUACAGACGAACGCCAUCGCUUUGUUGGUGAAUCUAUCUCUCGCGAAGCGAAACAAGGUCCAGAUCGUGAGGUCAGGAUUCGUCCCGCACCUAAUCGAUGUAUUGCGAGGCGGAGUCAGUGAAUCCCAGGAGCACGCGGCCGGUGCACUCUUCAGCUUAGCGUUGGAGGAAGAGAACCAGAUGGCAAUCGGUGUGAUGGGAGCUCUGGCGCCGUUAAUGUACGCGCUGAGGUCCGAGAAUGAGCGGACUCGGCAAGACUCGGCGCUGGCACUGUACCAUACGACCCUGAUACAGAGCAACCGGGUGAAGCUGGUGAAGCUAGGAGCCGUGCCGACGCUGCUGGCAAUGACGAGGGCGGCGAACUCAGCAAGCAGGGUGCUGUUGAUCUUAUGCAAUCUGGCGUUGUGCACGGAGGGGAAGUCGGCGAUGCUGGACGGGAACGCGGUGGAAUGCUUAGUGGGGCUGUUGAGAAAGGGAGAAGUGGAGUCGGAGGCGACUCGGGAGAACUGCGUGGCGGCAUUGUGGGCGCUGAGUCAGGGCAGCAUGAGGUUCAAGGGGCUGGCGAAGGAAGCGGGAGCAGGGGAGGUGUUGAGGGAGAUAGUGGAGAGGGGGGGCGAGAGGGCGAGAGAGAAAGCCAAGAGGAUAUUGCAGAUGUUGAGAGGGAGAGAGGAUGAGGAGGAGGCGGAAGACUUUGACGGAAUCUUAGACUCCGGAGUCGGGGUUAGUCGGAGCCGCCACCGAGUAGCCGGUACGAGGAGCUUGUACGGUCCUAACUCCACGACCUUUUGAUUUUUGUUAUUUUUUUAUUGGAUAUUUUUGUCCUUUUAUUUUCACGCUGUAAAAGUAAUUCUUUUUUUGUUUAUAAAAGAAUAAGCUCAUUGGU
Juglans microcarpa x Juglans regia is the source of this 1942-nucleotide messenger RNA. RefSeq names its product U-box domain-containing protein 38-like. The transcript has a single exon. Gene Ontology annotation, biological process: protein ubiquitination. Lineage: Eukaryota; Viridiplantae; Streptophyta; Magnoliopsida; Fagales; Juglandaceae. Gene Ontology annotation, cellular component: cytoplasm; nucleus. Bases 250 to 1848 code for a protein of 532 amino acids. The record is from RefSeq and is a predicted model, not a curated record. Gene Ontology annotation, molecular function: ubiquitin-protein transferase activity; protein binding.